Messenger RNA from Electrophorus electricus (electric eel), 3178 nucleotides. The record is from RefSeq and is a predicted model, not a curated record. NCBI's taxonomy places the organism in Eukaryota, Metazoa, Chordata, Actinopteri, Gymnotiformes, Gymnotidae.
CCAUCCAUCCAUCCAUCCAUCCAUCCAUCCAUCCAUCCAUCCAUCCAUCCAUCUAUCUAUCUAUCCGUCUGCCUGCCCGUCCUUCUGUAUGUCCGUCCCUCUGUAUUAUUUAUUAGUAAACAUACAUUAGUGCAGCAGACAAUAAUAUAUCACGUUAAUCAUUAUCUAUCUAUCUAUCUAUCUAUCUAUCUAUCUAUCUAUCUAUCUAUCUAUCUAUCUAUCUAUCUAUCUAUCUAUCUAUCUAUCUAUCUAUCUAUCUAAUUUCAUUAGUAUAACGUAGGUUAUGCUAUGUUUGUGCAGCAGAGAACACGAGCUAAAGAUCCUAAUAGUUCAGUCAACUGUCGGAGCAUUAUUGUGCUUUGUCAUCGGUGUCAUCCGCCCAACAGCUGCCCUCCGCUUGGUGGAGAAUGAUCCAGACGCUGCUGCUCCCCUGAGCGGAAGAACAGUUCCUGUCUGGGUAUUUCUGUCCUGUCCGUUGAAGUCGGUCCUCUUCGGUGUCUGGUGUAUUAACAUCUAAAGUGUUAUAUCAGAAAAAAACAACGGGAAAAGAAUAAAAUACAUGGAGAACACUUUUAGAAGGAAAUUGUUUUUGAUUCAAAGGAUUUGUCGAGAUAUUGUUUCAAGUGGAUAUAAUCAUCGACCAGGCGGCGCUCACAUUCUAGAGCCAAACUUGUUUGGAAAGGGCUGUUUGGAGUAAUCAGGCAAUAAACAUGAGUCUUCAUGCAUCCGGAUAAGGUUUACAGCUUUUAAAUCUUUCUAAAUGCGUCUUAUCGACCAGACAAGAACAAUGACCAGUGGUUCUAGCAACUUUCUGCUAGUUCCUAUACCAGAGUACCCUGUUUUGGACUGUGUACCUACUAAAAACGUUAAAAUAGUCGUUCUUGGAGCCAGUAACGUCGGAAAAACAGCCUUGAUAGUAAGGUUUUUGACCAAGAGAUUCAUUGGAGACUAUGAAGCAAACACAGGGGCCUUGUACUCAAGGAAGAUCAGCCUAGAUGGGGAGCAGGUUUCCUUACAAGUGCAGGACACUCCUUGUGUCUCACUGCAGGAUGAUGCAGAGGGUCUUUACUGCCAGGAGCAGAUUAACCGCUCCAUCUACUGGGCUGACGGCUACGUGCUGGUCUUCUCCAUCACAGACCUGCACAGCUACCACACCAUCCAGCCACUGUACCAGCACGUGCGGCGCAUCCACCCCAGUGGCAACAUCCCCAUCAUCCUGGUGGGCAACAAGAGUGACCUGCUACGGGCCAGGCAGGUGCCGGCCCACGAGGGAGAGGCCCUGGCCGCCGAGCUUGGCGGGCCCUACUUCGAGGCCUCAGCCCGGGAGAACCACGAGGGCGUGCGAGCCGCCUUCAUGCACCUGUGCCAGGAGGCACAGGAAACUUGACCAGAAGUAACUCCCAACGGAGGCAGCUGGGAGGACGGGGGAAUGUGGGAGAGUGAAGAGCAAGAGAACUUGAGCUGAGGAAGGAAGUGAAAGAGAAAAUGAAUUGUGAACGGGGGAGGGGAUCAGCGAAGAAACCCUGAGAGGAAGGGUGUCCUUGAGGGACAUGAAUAUCAGGAAUAUCAGGCAAGGCCUCAGUGCUCGGGCUGCUGACCAAAAGCGGAUAUACGAGAUGAAAGAUGACUUGUGGUUUAUAGCCUUUCGGUUGUUGCAACCAACAUCUUGAGUCUUACAGUGACUACAAAACAGUCAUAAAAAUGUGCAUGGCUUCCCUUUACCAAGGUGCUUGGUAAAGCACGGAGACAUGCUUCCGUGGCUAGUGCCCUGGUCUGUUUACUGAGAAAUCAUUGAUGGUCGGCCAGCCCUUGGAUUAACGUGUUAUACGAGCAGGCCUGAGGAAUGCAGACAGAUCUGAACUGGAUUUAUGAUGCGUACAGAUUCCACAGCCUGAACAGUUGACUGACAGCAGUGGUGGUGUGUGUCUGCACGAACGACAUAGCUGGCCUGCUCGACAUCAUUUUCUGUCAAUAAUGUGUGGCCCAUAUGGCACCAUUUCUGUUUCCAGGUUCUAUUCCCUGAAAGUUUCUGGAUCUUUGCCCUUGAUUUCUUCCAAAGACAAUCCUAAUCCCCUCUAAAUCAUGAUCAGAGACACGAGCGGGGCAUCAGCACAGGAUAAAACAGCCCUGUGCAUGCACACAAUCUAGUGUAUUAGCAUAGGAAUUCACAUAUGCCUGUGCUUGUACAUAUGUGCAUACUUCUUUAAUUUCUCCCUCUUUAUCAGUAUUAAAAGGCUAGUGCAUUGGCAUCAAGAUUUAUUGGUGGAAAGUCUUCAAGGUCCUUGCUUGGCUUUGGUGUAACAUACUACACUAAACUACUGUGUCACAUAAGGCCUACCAUACAAAAACCAGUUCUGCUCCCAGCUGAUUUAGGAUGCUUUCCUGCUCAUCAUUAGUUAUGCUCUGGUGAACAAUAAUGGUAGUAAUGAGUGUUAAUAGAAAUAACGUUGUUCUGUUGUUGAUCCGGAAUGCUAUCAUUUCAAAAGUAGUUGAUUAAUAGAUGAUUUGGGUCCAAGAAUUGAUCAAAAGAGAGAGAGUUCGAGCAUUCUUGCUGUAAUGUGAUCAGAAGUCAGUUUUCUCUCUCUCGUUCUCACUUGCUCUUCUUCCACUCAAAUUGUGUAGAAAAACCAAAUAAAAGCAAAGGAAGAAAAUGGAGAAAGUUAAGUUUGCUUGAUUUUCAUGCUGUACAAAGAAAAACACCAAAUAACAACAGAGAAAGACCAUGUUAGUCUGACUCUUAAGCAAAACUGAUACCCUGAUAUUCCAUCUAUUUCGCUGUCUGUUUUCAUUCCCUGCGCUGACACUUUUUUGUUUGGUUUCAUAUCAAACCCUCUUACAUUAAGCACUGAGUUAGCAUGGAGGGCGUGCUGUGCAGCCCUGUGCACAGGCCACACUGUGAAUUCUAAAAGAAACGUCGGUGAGGACGUGGGAUUUAUCAGGCUGAGAAGGCGAGAGGUCCCAUCCAUCUCAUCAGCAUGCACGUAUCCUCUAUAUACUCUUCCAUCUCUACUUUUCUCAUAAUACCAACAGGAUUUUGUAUCAUAGGUUCCAAUGCAGUUAGUCCCAGGGUUGCAAUAUGCAAAGAAUUUGCUGAUUUAAAAAAUAAUGCCAAUUUUGUAAAAUAAUAUUAAUCAUAAUAAAAAACCACAACUAAACAACAACUUACCAACAGUGUGUU